Striga hermonthica is the source of this 996-nucleotide messenger RNA. The record is from the annotation of a GenBank genome assembly. Lineage: Eukaryota; Viridiplantae; Streptophyta; Magnoliopsida; Lamiales; Orobanchaceae.
AUGAAUUGCCUUCAGACUCUUCCCAGAUCCUCUGCUUUGCCACUGCAAAGCCUGAGCAGUAAUUUUGGGAAGCGUUGGUGCCCUAUAGCUUUAUUGGGGAUUGUAAAAGGCGUUGCUUUACCAAGAUCAUGUGGCGUCGUUGCUAAGGCAGUUUCUGGUUCAGCAGCCAGCACAGAAAACGAGCAUCCGAAAAUGGAUGAGAAAUCCGAAACAUACAGUCAUGACAUGACUGCAGCUAUGGGAGCUGUUUUGACGUAUAGGCAUGAACUUGGAAUGAACUACAACUUCAUUCAACCCGACUUGAUCGUGGGAUCAUGCUUACAGGCUCCGGAGGAUGUUGACAAGCUUCGAAGUAUUGGGGUGAAAACAAUAUUCUGCUUACAACAAGACUCGGAUCUUGAGUACUUUGGCGUCGAUAUUGCUGCCAUUCGUGAAUAUGCCAACAGUUGUGGUGACAUUCAGCAUCUACGUGCCGAAAUUAGUAGAGCUAUCCAUGACUCGAAUGAUACAAUUGAGACAAGUCUCUUUCCUGUCUGUUUGCAGAGUAAGAGGUCAUGCUUUCCAAAAUUGGACGCUAUCAAAAGUGCAACUGCAGAUAUUCUUACAGGUCUUAAAAGGCUGCCUGUGAAACUAACAUGGUACGGUGAAGAUUGUUCAACUGUGGAAAUCUCGGGACUCGAUAUUGGAUGGGGACAGAGAAUAUCUUUGGCCUAUGACGAAGAACAUGGUUUAUGGAUUCUUCAUAGAGAACUGCCUGAAGGGCGUUAUGAAUAUAAGUACAUUGUGGAUGACAAAUGGACUUGCAACGAAUACGAGCUUGUAACUAGUCGGAACAAAGAUGGACAUGUCAACAACUAUGUCGAGGUUCUUGACGAUGACCCGAGCAGCAUUAGCGCUUCAAUUAGGAGUCGGUUAGCCUGUGACGAGCCUGAACUUUCGACAAGUGAACGUCUCAUCAUUAGACAGUUUAUCGAAACUUACUCGGAUGAGGAUUAA